Fonsecaea multimorphosa CBS 102226 is the source of this 1698-nucleotide messenger RNA. RefSeq lists its product as uncharacterized. The record is from RefSeq and is a predicted model, not a curated record. The transcript is spliced from 6 exons. The coding region runs from base 1 to 1698 and encodes 565 amino acids. Lineage: Eukaryota; Fungi; Ascomycota; Eurotiomycetes; Chaetothyriales; Herpotrichiellaceae.
AUGGCUAUUAACGGCGUAGGAGAUGUUAUCGCCCUAGUUCAGGUCACUACACAAGUAGCCAAAACACUACAUGCCGCAACACAUGCGCCGAACGAGGUCAAGCUCUUUAUCCAGGAAACAGACCGGUACCAAUCAUGCGUGGCGACAGCUGCCAGCAGGCUUCGCCGGCACGGUGCCAUGCUGAAAGAUCAUGCCGACGUGAAGAGCAACAUUCAGGGUAUGCUCGAGCAAUGUGUGGAGACGACCAAGAAAUUGAAAAAGAUCGCGACCAAGUAUGAGCACAUCGUGAACAGGAACGGAAGCCCCACGGGCGCAGAGGCCGCCUGGCAUCAAUGGAUCGAAGCCUUUAAGACCGUCUACCACAAAAUUGAAUGGACGACAAAGGACGUUGUGGUGGAGAACCUUCGAGGAGAGCUGUUGCGACAUAUUCAGUGGCUGACCUGGCUGGAGAACGGACUGCUCACUGAUCGAGUUAGUCAACUUGCAGACCAAGUGAGCGACCUGAAAGAUAUGGUCGCCGUUGCAGUGUCAAACCAAAGCUCGUCCACAACCCCUAUGUCUAGUCCCUUUGGUCCAUCUCCUGAUCCAACGUCACCGUCGAUCACGGCAAGGGGGUCUGGAAGCCAGUUCAAUUCUCCGGAACUUUCCUCAAAUCCGAAAACUCAGUCCAUAGCUCCUCUAUGGCUGCCAGGUCCGACAGUCGGCCUUGAUGACUACGACUUUGGACAGGACAUUGACAACCAAUUGACCCUGCCGGAGAGUUUUCCUGGAGUCACCCCAGGCGAUCAGUACCGCCACGUCAAGCUCGCGUCCAUCAAAGAACAGCAAGACUUCGUUGAUAAGCUGACCGCGCAUGCUAACUUUACCGAAAUACGUGUUGACUCGGUUAAUUUUGUCUGGCGAAAGCCUGGGGCGGCGGACGGAGUUUCGAUAGAGGCCAGUGACUCGGGAAGAGUGCUGCUCAUCAAGAACGGUGCUGCUGUGGAAGAUAUUUGGACUUUGAACGACAAGAGAACCAUACGCUUCCGGCAGCGAGUACCCACUUGGGAAUACAUUAUUCCCUAUUCGAUCAACGGCGAUGAACUCAUAGCUGUGGUAGAGCAAGGCGAGGGUCUGACCUUCUUCACCAUCGAAGAGGGCCAACGGAGAGAUCACCCCAGAAUUCCGACCACUUGGGUCCAGUACAAGUUCCGGAGUGUCCCUGACUGUGAACGAUUUCAGGCAAUAGUCUAUGGAUCCAGUCUUCGGCUUGUGGUACCGGUAACCGAAAUUUGUCGCCCCCAUUUCGGCCGAGACGAUGAUCGCAUCGUCGGCUUGGAGAACGUGCGGGUCUGGGAGGUGGGAUCAGAGAUGCGAUUUAUGGUGCAUUUGAUCCAGGAAAAGGGGAAGCGGCGGAAGAAGUACAUGGAGUUCAACCUGUGUCAAGACAGCAUCAAAAUUGAGAGCAGGGGGACAGGUCGGAAGUCGACUCUGCUGUUGACGGGUAUACAUGCCCAGAUCAACGAGAUCGAAGCUGAGAGAAGGGCAUCCACGUCAACCUGGAACUCGGACUCGACCCUGUCGCCGGCCAGGUCGCUGACCCGACGGUUCUCUUGGAACCGAAGUCUCCCUUACCUGGACAUGGCGGAAAUUUAUUUCGAACACCAAGAAGGUGGGCUCACUCGUGGUGCUCUCUUCACCCAUGAUUCAAAACGCUGA